Messenger RNA from Scaptodrosophila lebanonensis, 1514 nucleotides. It is a transcript of the gene drk, whose product is annotated as protein enhancer of sevenless 2B. Bases 342 to 977 code for a protein of 211 amino acids. Gene Ontology annotation, molecular function: protein binding. Lineage: Eukaryota; Metazoa; Arthropoda; Insecta; Diptera; Drosophilidae. The transcript is spliced from 6 exons. The record is from RefSeq and is a predicted model, not a curated record.
GUGUCGUGUUUAGUUCGUUUCAUAAAUAUAAAUAAUUAAGUGUUUUUCGGGCCGAGUAAAUUCACUAAGUGCGGAUUUAAAAACGCGCAAUCAGGACAAGCCGCAUUGCUGGCGAACACACCCAAAUCCAACCACUUUCGUUGCGCUUUUUCGCAUGCAUGAGAAUGAAAAUAAAACUAAGCGACUAAAACAAUAUCCAAAUACAUUUAUGCAUGGUGCCAUUAGAGCGCUAUAAAAUCAUAGCAAAACAAAUAAUCCAUUAAACAUAAAAACCAAGGCUGAUAAAAUAAAGAGUGACUGAAAACAACAACAUUUAAUAAUUAAUACAAACAGCAGUAAAAAUGGAAGCAAUUGCGAAACACGAUUUUUCUGCAACUGCCGACGAUGAACUCAGUUUUCGUAAAACUCAAAUUCUAAAGAUAUUAAAUAUGGAGGACGAUUCUAAUUGGUACCGUGCCGAGUGUGAUGGGAAAGAGGGCCUCAUACCCAGUAAUUAUAUAGAAAUGAAAAAUCACGACUGGUACUAUGGACGCAUUACACGUGCUGAUGCCGAGAAACUGUUGUCCAAUAAGCAUGAAGGCGCCUUCCUAAUACGCAUUAGUGAAUCCAGUCCCGGUGAUUUCUCCCUAUCAGUCAAAUGUCCCGAUGGCGUGCAACACUUUAAGGUGCUAAGGGACGCACAAAGUAAAUUCUUCCUCUGGGUAGUAAAGUUUAAUUCCCUCAACGAACUGGUCGAAUAUCAUCGAACGGCGAGCGUGUCGAGGUCACAGGAUGUAAAAUUGCGUGAUAUGAUACCUGAAGAGAUGCUUGUACAGGCGCUGUACGAUUUUGUGCCACAGGAAUCGGGGGAAUUGGACUUCAGACGCGGCGAUGUUAUCACCGUCACAGAUCGCUCUGAUGAGAAUUGGUGGAAUGGCGAAAUCGGCAAUAGGAAAGGCAUAUUCCCAGCAACUUAUGUGACGCCAUAUCAUUCAUAAUAAGAUAGAUACAUACAUACACCCAUGCAUAUAUAAAAGUGAAAAGGGAAACAUAAACAUCUAAACGUAAGGCAAAAACAGCCGCAGCACUACAACAAACACAAAAGAACACUAAUUUGAAUUAUAUUUAUAUACAUACAUAUACUGAUUUACACACACACAAACACCAUAUGCAAGAAGAACGAUUUCUAGACGUACAUUUAUAUACAGACAUACAUAUAUAUACACAUUAAGCAUAUAAGCCCAAAUGCAUUUUUUACGUUUUAAACAGAAAAUUUUGCAAACAACCGACACAAAACCGACGAUUGCAGCAUAAACUUAUAAUGACUACAAUUUAUAUAUACUAUAUAUUAGCAUAUAUACAUAUAGAAAUGGCACUAUACAAUGUAAACAAUCAAUUUUUGAUAUGAAUGUAUAUUUUAAGUUCAAACAACAUUUGUCCUGUGCUUCAAAAUGCGUAGACGCUAACGUAAAUCAGUCUAAAUGUGCUCUUUGUUUAUGUGUGCGUGAAGGUAAAAUAAAUUUCGUAAAAACAAA